Paramormyrops kingsleyae is the source of this 891-nucleotide messenger RNA. The record is from RefSeq and is a predicted model, not a curated record. Lineage: Eukaryota; Metazoa; Chordata; Actinopteri; Osteoglossiformes; Mormyridae.
AUGGCAGACCACAUGAGUGGGGGAGAACCACACGAGUGUGAGUACCGAGUUCAGAAGGAGGAGAAAAGUAAGGAAGGGAAGCCAGCCCUUCCCCCAGGCCUUCGCCAGACAAUCUUGGCAGAAGCCCACGGGGUGGGUCAUGCAGGAGUGAGACAAAUGUUAGAGAAUCUGACAAGCUGGUGGCAUCCAUUUAUGAAAGAGAUGGUGGGGGGAUAUGUACAGAGUUGUGCUACCUGUACCUUGUAUAACUCGCGACCCACAGUCAAGCCUGAGAAAGGGCAGUUUCCAAUGUGUACCAGGUUAGGGGAAGAAAUCAUUAUAGAUUAUACAGACAUGGUGAUUCCAGUGAGAGGGUUCAGAUAUGUGUUGAUGUGUGUGGACGCAUUCUCAGGGUGGCCAGAAGCAUGGCCCACAAAGAAGGAGGAUGGGGUAUCCGUGAUAAAGUUUCUGAUUAAUCAGGAUAUACCACGACACGGGUUUCCCAACAGGAUUCGGUCAGACAAUGGGUCCCACUUUAAGAACGAGGACCUCCGGACGGUGGAGAAAGCGUUGGGAUUGAGACAUGCGUUUGGAACUGUGUAUCAUCCGCAGUCCCAGGGAAAAGUGGAGCGAAUGAACCAAACAAUAAAUCAAAAAUUGGCAAAAAUCUGCGCACAGACCAAAAUGAAUUGGGUUAGAGCUGAGGUCCCUUGGCCCAGCCACGAGAGCGUGCUGCUUCCAGUGGGACAGCCUGGCCCUCCACGGCUGGUUGCUGUAUCAGCACUGGCACUGGCAUGGGCAACUGCUGGUCCCAGAGUCACUCAGAGGGGCAGUGAUGAGAGUGAUGGCCUGGUAGAAUGGUUCGACCAGAUCCUGACCAUUCAACUUGAAAUCCUGACCUGCAAGCACUAG